GGUAUUGUCAUGAAUGAGGGAUUCAGGUGCUUAAAGAAUUCCUGUCAAAGGUAUUGGCAAAAGCGCAGUGUCUGUGACAUAGUUCAAGAUGUGUUCAGGUAAUGCUCUUGGACACGUGGUGUGAUUCUUGGGGUGGCUUGUGCAGGGCCAGGAGUUGGACUUCAGUGAUCCUUGUGGGUCCCUUCCAACUCAGAAUAUUCUGUGGUUCUGUAAUUAUUGGCAAAAGCAGGUUUUCAUAUAAAUUUGUGAAGGCGUGACUUAACGGAGUUUGAUGGCAAGGUUCCCUCUGUUACUUACAUCCUCUGGAUGUAGCAUAGCUUCAUCCCUGUGGAUGAAGCAUAGCAAGGAAACUCGGGUCGUAAUCAAUUUGAAAAGAUUUGUGCAGAGACUGGUAACAAAAAAAAAAAAAAAAAAAGGCAAAGGGUAAGGGAGACCCUCACGUUGAACCGCAAGGUUCAGAGUGGACCCACUUGCCAGAUUUAGCUUCACACUUGAUCAGUGGUUUUGUGUCUAAAGGAUUUAGCAGCACUUAAUCUUUGGCUAAUUUUACACAGAAUGAUUAAAUAGAAGUUCCUAUAAUAAAAGUGUAGAUCUGAGAUGGCAGUAUUCAUACUAUACCUGCUGUAGCAUAUUUAAAGCAAUUUGCACACACCCCGUACAGAGUUUGUGUCUGAAGUGUACGUGUUUAAAAAUUCUCCUCGUGUUCAGGUGCGUUUUGGCUUUUUUACUUUCUACAUAGUUACGUUGCAUAACUGUACAGGAUUCAAAACUUGUAUAUUUUAAGGGUUCGAUUCUGAGGGUGCUCCCGAGGAAGCUGUCAGUUCUGUCACCAGCCAUGGUUCCAUUACAGUGAGCUCCUGCAUUUCCUACCUGUGUUGGGCUGACUCAGGAGCAGCUCUCCUCACAGCAGGAUCAUGCCCGCAUCACCAUAUCCUUUGGCUGAACUGUGUUUUUUACUGUUUCUGCACAUUCAAGGUAACAUCUGGAAACAUCCUGCGGGCUUUUUUUUUUUUUUUUUAAUGUUACAGGAUUCUGGGAAUCUCUGUUGGAACCGCUGUCAGAGCGGUUUUCUAUGGAAAUUGUUGGGCAGAGGCUGCGGAGUGUCCGCCUAAUGGCUGAGUUGCGGGAUGAGACUUAAAGCAGGCGAGGCAGCGGGAGAGACCGAGUUCGUUCUGCUGUCCUGCGGGUGUUCCCGCGUCUGGACCUUGAUCUCGGGUUUGUGCGUGCGGUGCGGGCAGUCUGCUUACAGCCUGGAUUAACUUUGGUCUGAGCAUGAACCUCUUGUCCUUGAGUCAGGGCGUUGUGCUUAAAAUGGGGGUUCCUGUCCGAACGAGCGCCGGGGUCGGUGUUCCCGGCGCACCGCGGAACGGCGCGUGUGGCUGGAGGGAUUUAACAUUCGCCGUUCGCCGCUUGUCGGCUCUGCGGCCCUCGUGUGGAAUUAGCAUAAUCGGCUGCUGGCUUUUCAGCCGGUUUUAAAGAGAGAAGCUCCAUCUGGGCCGCCCUCCGUACUCUCCGGCUCCCCCACUCUAUGUACCCUCCCUGUGCCUCGCCUCUGCCCGACGAGGGCGGGGAGCAGAAUCCCGGCCGGAACGCGGGGCUUGGGGGGGGAGGCCCGUUCCCGGUGCGGGCAGGGCGCUGUCCCUUUAAGGCGGUGAGUGACAGGGCGCGCGGGGGGGGGGGCGGGUGGGUGUCACGUGAGCCGCCCGUAUUUGAAGGUCACAAAAAAGCUGCUUCCUUUAGAGAGAGCAAGAGGGAGCGCGAGGGAGGGAGCGCGAGGAGCGAGCGAGGGAGCGCAGCCAAAAUGGCCGACGGAGCGUCUGCUGGCUUCUGAACGUUUGAAAUUAAAGGGGAGAGAGGGGGAGAGAGAGACAGAGGGGGGGGAAAUUGACAAAAAAGGAAAAACAAAAAAAAAAAAGCCUAAACAGAAAAGCAAAAAGAAAAAAAAACCGCAAAACCAUUUUUCUGGAUUUUUUGUUGUUGUUGUUUUCAUUUCCAUUUCUACCUUGUAUGCCUCAACUCGCUGGAUUUAAGCACUGCUGCACUUUAUGAGGUUAGUGAGAGAAGGAGCAAGAAAGGGAAGAACAGUUAAUGGAAGACAAGAAAAGGAAGAAAGAGGAUAAGAAAAAGAAGGACUCUGCUCAGAAGGUCACAGAUCAAAAAACCAAAGUGCCCGAAGUGACGAAACCAAGUUUAAGCCAACCAGUGGCUGCCAGCCCAAUUGGCAACUCUCCAUCGCCACCAGUCAAUGGUGGCAACAAUGCCAAGAGGGUGGCAGUGCCGAACGGACAACCGCCAAGCGCCGCCCGCUACAUGCCUCGGGAGGUGCCGCCGCGAUUCCGUUGCCAGCAGGACCACAAAGUGUUACUGAAACGUGGGCAGCCUCCUCCACCAUCCUGCAUGCUCCUUGGGGGUGGAGCAGGGCCUCCCUCCCCAGCAGCACCAGGAGCAAACCCAAACAACGCACAACCAGUGACAGGAGCACUGCUGCAGAGCGACAGUGGGACUGCAACAGAUUCAGCAAUUGGAGGUGCUGCUGCUUCAAAUUAUGCAAAUUCCACUUGGGGUCCUGGAGCCUCCUCCAACAGCGGCACCAACGCCAACCCAACUCACAUCUGGGACAAGGUGAUUGUAGACGGGUCUGACAUGGAAGAGUGGCCUUGUAUUGCCAGCAAAGAUGCUGAGUCUUCUUCCGAAAACACCACCGAUAACAACAGUGCCUCGAACCCUGGCUUGGAGAAGAACACUCUGCCAGGAAGCACCACUAGUAACAAAGGAAAAGGAAGCCAGUGCCAGUCUGGAAGCGCUGGAAACGAAUGUAAUCUUGGGGCCUGGAAAUCUGAUCCCAAGGCUAAAUCUGUUCAAUCUUCCAACCCUGCUGCCGAGAGUAACAAUGGACUAGGUAAUUGGAGGAACUUGAGUGGACAAGACAGAAUCAGUCCCGGUUCUGGCUUCAGCAACUUUAACCCAAAUAGCAACCCAUCUGCUUGGCCAGCACUGGUUCAAGAGGGCAAUUCUAGGAAAGGAACUCUGGAAUCUGAUAGUGGUAGCUCCAAUGCACAGAUUAGCACAGUAGGUCAGACCUCUAGGGAACAGCAGUCAAAGAUGGAAAAUGCGGGUGUUAACUUUGUCUCUGGCAGAGAACAGGCUCAAAUUCAUAACACUGAUGGACCAAAAAAUGGAAACACUAACUCCUUGAACUUAAGUUCACCAAACCCUAUGGAGAAUAAGGGAAUGCCCUUUGAAAUGGGCUUGGGGAACCCUUCCAGGAGCACUGACACCCCUUCUCAAAGCACUGGAGAAAGAAAGACUGGGAGUGUUGGAUCUUGGGGUACAGCUAGGGGGUCUUCUGGAACUGACACAGUCUCUGGGCAGAGCAAUUCUGGAAACCAUGGGAACAAUGGAAAGGAUAGAGAGGACUCCUGGAAAGGAGCUUCUGUUCAAAAACCUAAUGGGUCAAGAAAUGAUUCUUGGGAUAACAAUAACCGGUCUACGGGUGGCGGGUCUUGGAACUUUGGCCCUCAGAAUGCAAAUGAAAGCAAAUGGGGUGAAGGGAACAAAUUAACAUCUGGGGUCUCUCAGGGAGAAUGGAAACAGCUGUCUGGGUCUGAUGAACUGAAGAUUGGAGAGUGGAGUGGUCCAAACCAACCAAAUUCUAGCACUGGAGCAUGGGACAAUCAAAAAGGCCACCCUCUUCCUGAAAACCAAGGCAAUUCCCAGGCUCCCUGUUGGGGAAGAUCUUCCAGCUCUGCGGGAAGUGAGGUUGGAGGUCAAAGCACUGGAAGCAACCACAAAGCAGGAAGUAGUGACAGUCACAAUUCUGGACGCCGAUCAUACAGGCCUACGCAUCCUGAUUGCCAGGCAGUCCUGCAGACUUUGCUGAGCAGGACUGACUUGGACCCCCGAGUGCUUUCCAACACCGGCUGGGGCCAGACUCAAAUUAAGCAAGAUACUGUGUGGGAUAUUGAAGAGAUGCCACGGCCCGAGGGGAAGUCUGAUAAAGGAACUGAGGGGUGGGAGAGCUCUGCCACACAGACAAAGAACUCAGGGGGCUGGGGCGAUGUACCCAGCCAAAGCAAUCAAAACAAGUCUGGAUGGGGUGAGCUCUCGACCCCAACGGAGUGGAAGGACCCCAAAAAUACUGGAGGAUGGAAUGACUAUAAGAACUCCAAUUCUUCUAAUUGGGGAGGAGGAGGAAGGCAAGAAGAAAAAUCGUCCUCCUCUUGGAAUGACAGCUCUAGUAAAGAUCAGGGGUGGGGUGGACGGCAAGCCAAUCAAGGAUGGUCUUCUGGGAAGAACGGUUGGGGAGAGGAAGUUGACCAAACGAAAAACAGUAACUGGGAAAGUGCAGGAAACAAGCCAGUGUCUGGUUGGGGUGAAGGUGGGCAAAAUGAGAUUGGAACUUGGGGUAAUGGUGCAAAUACAAGCUCUGCUUCAAAGGGUGGAUGGGACGAUUGUAAAAGAACUUCAACAUGGAACGAGACGGGUCGACAGCCCAACUCCUGGAACAAGCAGCAGCAACAGCACCAGCAGCAACAGCAGGAGUCUUCUGGUUCCUGGGGUCCACCGCCCCAAACUCCAAGUAAUGGGCGGCCUCCGAACCCAAACUGGAACAAUGGACCACAGCCAGCUGCCCCCAAGGAAGAGGAGCCUAGUGGCUGGGAAGAACCUUCUCCACAGUCAAUCAGUCGAAAAAUGGAUAUUGAUGAUGGCACUUCAGCAUGGGGAGAUCCUAGCAGUUAUAACUACAAGAAUGUGAAUCUGUGGGACAAGAACUCACAAGGAGGACAGGCCCCGCGGGAGCAGAGCCUGCCUACUCCAAUGACUAGCAAAUCACAAGCAUCAGUCUGGAGCAAAAGCACUCCACCUGCUCCAGACAAUGGUACGUCCGCCUGGGGUGAGCCAAAUGAAACCAGUCCCGGGUGGGGUGAAGUAGAUGAUACAGGAGCAUCGACUACAGGCUGGGGGAAUGCACCUUCCACCGCCCCGAAUGCCAUGAAAUCUAGUUCUAAAUCUAUGCAAGAUGGCUGGGGAGAGAGUGAUGGGCCAGUGACAGGAACACGUCAUUCCAGCUGGGAAGAGGAGGAGGAGGGAGGAGUCUGGAACACAGCAGGCUCUCAGGGAAGCAGUUCCUCCCACAACUCAACAAGCUGGGGACAAGGAGGAAAGAAAACACAAAUGAAGUGUGCAUUAAAAGGAGGAAAUAGUGAUUCGUGGAUGAACCCUUUAUCCAAACAGUUUUCAAAUAUGGGCUUGCUAAGUCAAACUGAUGACAUUCCAGGCAGUAAGAUGGACUUGUCUGUAGGUGGUCUCCCAGAUAAGAAGUUUGAGGUAGAUAAACGAACCGUGAAUCUCGGGGAUUUUAAUGACAUGAUGAGAAAGGAUCGAUCUGGGUUCCGUCCACCUAAUUCCAAAGACAUGGGAACCACAGAUAGUGGGCCUUAUUUUGAGAAGGGUGGCAAUCAUGGUUUGUUUGGAAACAGCACAGCACAAUCGAGGGGCGUGCACACACCAGUGCAGCCACUAAAUCCUUCCCCCAAUAUCCGGGCGCAAGUGCCUCCCCAAUUCCUUUCUCCCCAGGUUUCGGCCUCCAUGCUCAAACAGUUUCCCAACAGUGGCUUGAAUCCUGGUCUUUUCAAUAUGGGCCCCCAGCUUUCUCCACAACAGAUUGCCAUGCUGAGCCAGCUUCCACAGAUUCCCCAAUUUCAAUUAGCUUGUCAGCUCCUCCUCCAGCAGCAGCAGCAGCAACAGCUGUUACAGAGCCAGAGAAAGUUAUCUCAAGCUGUGCGACAGCAGCAGGAGCAACAGAUUGCUCGUAUGGUGAGUGCCCUCCAGCAGCAGCAGCAGAGGCAGCCUGGCAUGAAGCAUUCACCAUCCCACCCUGUUGGGCCCAAGCCACAUUUAGACAGCAUGGUACCCAAUCCUUUGAAUGUGGGUCUCUCAGAUUUACAGACCAAAGGGCAGAUACCUGGAUACGGUUCAGGUGGCUUUGGCUCAAGUGGCAUGGAUUAUGGCAUGGUGGGAGGGAAAGAGGCUGGAACAGAAUCCCGCUUUAAGCAGUGGACUAUGAUGGAAGGGCUGCCCUCUGUGGCUUCACAAGAUGCCAAUAUGCACAAAAAUGGUGCAAUAGUGCCCCCUGGAAAGGCUCGUGGAGGAUCGCCCUACAACCAGUUUGACAUAAUCCAGGGCGACCCACUCAGCAGCCAUGCAGGCCCUGCUGGUGAUAGUUGGUUACCUGCCAAAUCUCCACCAACAAACAAGAUCGGAAGUAAAUCCAGCAAUGCCAGCUGGCCUCCAGAAAUUCUGCCAUUCAAGAGAGCAAUAUUGUUCAGCUCAAAGAUAAAUGAAGUGGUGCCCAAUCAAACUGAUAUCACAGCUGGAGAGUUCCAACCAGGAGUGCCGUGGAAAGGUAUACAAAACAUUGACCCUGAAUCUGACCCCUAUGUGACCCCUGGAAGUGUGCUGGGGGGGACAGCCACAUCUCCCAUUGUAGAUACUGACCACCAACUUUUGCGGGACAACACCACAGGGUCUAAUUCUUCCCUCAACACCUCGCUGCCUUCACCUGGUGCCUGGCCCUACAGUGCCUCUGACAAUUCCUUCACCAAUGUUCAUAGCACUUCAGCAAAAUUCAGUGAUUACAAAUCAACAUGGUCCCCAGAUCCCAUAGGACACAAUCCCACUCAUCUCUCCAACAAGAUGUGGAAAAACCAUAUUUCCUCAAGGAACACUACAGGGCUGCCCCGCCCACCUCCUGGCCUGACCAAUCCCAAACCAUCAUCUCCAUGGAACAGCACAGCACCCCGAUCGGUCAGGGGCUGGGGGGCACAGGACUCAAGGCUUGGCUCUGCAUCUACUUGGAGUGAUGGUGGCUCAGUUCGUCCUAGCUACUGGCUGGUUCUUCACAAUCUCACUCCACAGAUUGAUGGGUCAACCUUGAGGACGAUCUGCAUGCAGCAUGGCCCACUGCUGACAUUCCAUCUGAACCUGACCCAGGGCACCGCCCUCAUCCGAUAUAACACCAAACAGGAGGCGGCCAAGGCCCAGACUGCACUGCACAUGUGUGUGUUGGGAAACACUACCAUCCUGGCUGAGUUUGCCACAGAUGAAGAGGUUAGUCGCUUUUUGGCACAAGCUCAGCCCCCUACACCUGCAGCAACCCCGAGUGCACCCGCAGCGGGCUGGCAAUCCCUGGAGACAGGACAGAACCAGACAGAUCCAGUUGGACCUGCUUUGAAUCUCUUUGGUGGGUCAACAGGGCUUGGGCAGUGGAGCAGCGGUGGCGGCGGCAGCAGCAGUGGGGGUGAUCUCACUGGUGCUUCAUUGUGGGGGCCCCCAAACUAUUCUUCAAGCUUGUGGGGGGUCCCAAGUGUAGAGGAUCCACACAGAAUGGGCAGCCCUGCUCCCUUACUACCUGGAGACCUUCUGGGAGGAGGGUCGGAUUCAAUCUGAACUUAGAACUUUCAACUCUGACCUCGUGACCUUUUUUGGAACAGCAGCAGCACUAACUUGACCUUUUUCGUUUUUUUCAACUUGCAAUAAAUACAUUUAUAAAAGGAAAAAAGAAAAUGGAGAAAGAAAAAAAGGUGGGUCAUUGACAGACUGUCUGAGCACAUAGUUGCCUCCCUUAUAUAACUUCAGUUUUUUCGUUUGGAAUAUGAAUCCAAAAAGAGAACAUAUCACUCUUGAAAUACUUGAAUCGUGAACGCCAACUUAGAAAGACAAUGUGAAGCAAGUACACAUACCAUUUAAAUUUAAACAGAAAAGAUUAAAAAAAUUAGUUUCUAGUUUUUCACUUUUUCAUGUUAUACGGAAGUUGUUGCUAAGAAACAUAUAUACUGAAAAAAUAGCUUUUUAACUUUGUUUGCACUGGGUGUGUUUCCGUCCUUAGGUCUACCAUGUUGGGUUGGGGUUGGGGAGGGGUUUAAAAGAAUAAGGGGAGGGAGGGAAAGACUUGACGGAGCCUCACUUUAAAAACAACAACAAAAAAAAAAACCUAGAAAAAAAAUUAAAAAUUAAAAACCCACAAAAAAAAAAACAAAACAGAAAAAACAAACAAAACAAAAAACCAACACUUUGUGAUUGGCUGGUUGAUAAGUACCAGUGUGUUCUGGCACAUGUAACUGCCCACGUGUGCUUGUUUCUGUGUGAGUGCGUGUGCACAUGUUUGUGUGUGUGCAUUUUUUUCUCUCUAUAUAUAGUCUUGAAACGCUGCAUUGCUGAUGGUCUGUGGGCUGGCUGGCCAUCUGCAUGUCUUGAUCCUGAAAGCAAGACAGGCACGGUGGUAGAGGCCCUGUGGCUGAAGCGGGAUCCAGUUGGGCUGGAUUAAAAUUUAUUGCUAGGUUUUAUUCAAUUCAUUUUAGCAGGGUGCUAUCUUAAAUCUGCAGAUCAUACGGAGUGAAUAGUUGCUUGCUAGCCCUUGUUCUAACCCUGUGGUAGAGCAGAACACUGCCAUAUCCAAAGGAUUUGGUGGGGGGAGGGGAAAUAAUGUUGUCUUUGGAGUUACAGUGUCUUUCUUUAUGUCUGCACGUGGGGUUUUUGUACUGAAUGAACCCUAAAGUGUUUGUUAUAUAAUGCAAGCCAUUUAUUUCUUCCAACAAGGGGAAAAGAGGAGGAAAGAAGACAUUGCCAUUUUUUGUGCAGAUAGACAAAUGUUCUUUUUCAGUCUCGUAAAAGCUUCAGUACCUUUAAAAAAAAAGGCAUUUCUUUUCUCCCCCAAACCUAAGUAAGCACCUUUACUCAUUCUAGAGGAAUCCAUCUAAAGCUUGAAAAUCCAGCCCAACCAAAUUAGCCUUUUAGUUCAUUUACUGCUUCUGUUAAAACUGACAAAAAACUAAAUGGUGUCAGCAAAGUGCCAGCCAGCCUGCCUCAUCUCCUGAAAGCACAUGCAGCUAACUCCUUCCUGCGUCCCUCAUGGUGAGCGUUACCUGUGCCAGGCCUUGGUGCCAUUACAGCACCAGACCAUCACUGACAGAAACGUUUACUUACGAAUGUUCUUAAACCAGUGUGUACUUCAAAGGUUUCCUUUUGUUUCUCUGUGUUGUGUUUUUUCCUGUGUACGUGGUUUUGCUUAGGGAGGUAUAUAACUAGCAGAGACUUUUUUUUUUUUAAAGAAGUAUUGCACCUUUUUGUUUUUUGUUUUUACUUUUUUCUGUACUGUUGCUUUUUAAUUUCCGUAUUUAAGGAAAGGUUUGGGGUUUUUUUAGCAUCAGUGUAGUAGUACUCUGGGCAGGACAGGAGUGACCUAUAAUCCACAGUGAUAGCCAGUGUGUGCGUGCAUGUGUGCGCUGGGAACAAAACUUUUAAGACUUGUUGUUGUGAAAAGAGUUGUAGCAGACUUGAAGGAACAUCCCUUGACACAAAGCAGGAAGUCUUUUGUGGGGGUGGGGCCGGGGGAAGAGAGAUGCCCAUACUUUUUCCAUAAGUGCUAGGACUUCCAUGUGGCAUUAUCCAGCUGUUACACUGUCUAACAAAGUGCCGACCUUCUGUACCAGCACAUACCUGUCCAUUCCAGCCCUCAGAGGGAGCAGUGCUUUAUCACCUGGCAGAGGGGGCAGAUAGGGGAGUCUGUUUCUUCAGCAUUUUCAUUGAAGGAUAUGACCAUAUCUAAUGCAUUUAACUCGCGGGUUUGGUGAGCAGAAGCAAAAACAGAUGCAAGGCAUGGGGGGGAGCUUGGUGAGCGUGUGUGUGUGUAUGCCUGUGUGCUGGGGGUGGGAGGGAAGGGCUAGGGAAUUACAUGGCUGUUUUAUUUAAUUCGCCCUUUCUAUGUAAACCCAAUGUCACAGGGAAGACUGAGGGAAAUGCUGCAUGUACACAAGCCUGUAGAUUUGUAUGCAAAGCGCUAUGUGGUAAAAAAAUAUGAGUAGGUUUGUAUUUGUUUAGUAAACUGGAGCGUGCAGCAUACUCUGGCCCGUUUGGAAAAUACUUUCCUAUCAUGUCUUCUCCAUCUGUCCCACCAUGCACAAAGAAAUGAAAUGCUCUCUUUCAGCUCCUGGUAGCUGGCUAGUGCCCCUCAUGUGCGGGCAUCUGUACAGCUUUGUUUCUGCUUAAAGACCAAGUGCACUCAGACAAGCAGAGCAGGUUCUUAAAAGUCCUGUGCCAGCAGUACUUCCUAGUGAAGCACCUUUGGCCUGAGCAAGCCAGUGUCUGUUCUGUCACAUGAUUUGCUAUACAUGCUGGUUCAUUGCUGUGUUCCACCCUCACUUCUCUCUCCCAACCUGCCCUAAGGUCCCUUUUCCUGCACUUUGGGCUAGUUGAGUUCAUUGCGAUACUACGGUGAAAGCCGGGUGCUAGAGCCCCUCUUGUUUACAAGACAUAAUGAGGGAUUUGAAAUACUUAAAAAGAAAAGCUAAAUUGUUCUUCCAUUGUAAGCUUAAAGGGAAAAAAAUUAAAACAUACACAAAAAAAAAAAAAAAA
Molecule: messenger RNA, 10413 nt
Organism: Cinclus cinclus
Lineage: Eukaryota; Metazoa; Chordata; Aves; Passeriformes; Cinclidae
Gene: TNRC6B
Product: trinucleotide repeat containing adaptor 6B
Exons: 23
Coding region: 2089-7449 (1786 amino acids)
Biological process (GO): miRNA-mediated post-transcriptional gene silencing; positive regulation of nuclear-transcribed mRNA poly(A) tail shortening
Cellular component (GO): nucleoplasm; P-body
Molecular function (GO): nucleic acid binding
Source: RefSeq, a predicted model, not a curated record